AUUAUUUCAGCUUUCGCUGUGUCGGCAUUAGCAUCAAACUGGGAACGUGUUGGUAAACCAUUCAAUCCACUUUUGGGAGAAACGUACGAACUGCAAAGGAAAGAUUUCAAAAUUUUAUGCGAACAAGUAUCGCAUCAUCCACCGAUUUCUGCUUUUCAUGCAGAAUCUUCUUACUACAAGUUCUAUGGUUCGAUUAACCCAAAAAUAAAGUUCAUGGGAAAAAGUAUAAACAUCCAGCCUAAGGGAGUGGUCACUGUUGAGCUGACCAGAUGGAACGAGGCCUAUACGUGGAGUUAUGUUAACUGCUGUGUACAUAAUGUAGUUGUAGGUAAACUAUGGAUUGAACAGCUUGGAACAAUGGAAAUAAAGAAUCAUUCGAAUGGUUACCGUGCUAUUUUAGACUUUAAAGAAGCCGAAAGAAGUUCUUCCAAAGAGGCUAACCAAGUGUUUGGAAUUGUUGAAAACGAUGAAAAAAAAGUGAUAUAUAGGUUAUUUGGAAAAUGGAACGAUUUUCUUAAAUGUGCAUCAGAAGAAGACUACCAGCUCAAUAUGCAGCAAAAACACGUUAACGAAUCAAUGUCAUCCCAUGACCGAAACGCCAGGAAGUUAUUUUCAAAGUUGAACAGUUUUAAAAUGCCAUUAUUUUUAGGCGCAAGUAUUGAAGAUGAUCAAGUUGGAACAUCAGAGCUUAAUUCUUUAAGCCUUAGAGAAUAUAUUGAUAUAUCUUCCGAAAUUAAAUCAGCUUUAUUGUGGAAAUGUAAAGAGCGACCUCUUUAUAGCGCUAAGUAUUAUCAUUUCACAGAUUUCGCUAUGCAGCUUAAUGCUAUCAACCCAAAUACAACGCAACCUUUGUGUAACACCGAUUCACGACUUCGCCCAGAUAUACGAUAUCUCGAAGAAGGUGAUGUAACAGCCGCAUCUGCUCAAAAAAACAGAUUGGAAGAAAAACAACGUGAUGCGGAACGAUUACGGAAAGGACGAAAUAAUGACUCAUGGAAGCCUCGAUGGUUCAAAUUCGAUGUUAAUCCUUAACAAAACAUGAAGACUGGACUUACACUGGAGGUUAUUGGGAGCGAAGCUAUGAAACUACAUCCCAAAUUUUUUAACGAAAUGUGUAAACAUGUGUACUAGUACUUGUGUAAAACUGUUACUAAUGAGUAAUGCUUAUUUAGUUUAAAAUAAAUUAAAGGGUGUUUCAAAGAA
Bactrocera oleae (olive fruit fly) is the source of this 1203-nucleotide messenger RNA. The record is from RefSeq and is a predicted model, not a curated record. NCBI's taxonomy places the organism in Eukaryota, Metazoa, Arthropoda, Insecta, Diptera, Tephritidae.